CCCGCUAUCUUGUCGGCCUAUCGGAAAGCAUGCAAGGAUGUCGCUGCGGGAAAGUCGAAUCCGACACAGUGUAGAAGCGGACCAGUGGUGGAGUUUUUAAUGUCGAUUGUGGAAGCUCAUUUCACAGUGAUUGACCGCAAAGCAGUUGGAGUCCUUGUUCGAGAAGUCGAGUCGAUGUUCAUUGAGUUCUUCGACUACAGACGAUUGUUCGUGAAGGACUAUAGGAAACCGAAAGAAUAUGCGACUGUGGACUUGAAUGUUAGCAGGACAGAAGAUUCUAUCGUGAAAGCGUUCCUGGCUCCCAUUAUGAAGCUUUCCGCUGAAGGAUUUGCUCCUGUGUUCUACAAGCUUCAUCGCUGGGCAAUUCGUGGCAAAGGCGACGAUCUGCCACCUGAUGACAAAUCAGCGGAAUUGCGGCUCGUGACAUUUUUGAGAUUGGCGGAACAACUUUCUCAUCGACUGAAGGAGCUCUUCGAACCAUUUGCAAGCCACCUUUUCACAGAACUCGUCACUAUAGUGCGAAAAUUCGUCAACCUCACCCCAGAAACUAUUCAAGAUCGUGAACAGAAAAGCGGACAAGAUGAUACGAAAACCUUCGAAUCCGAUUCGGAUUUCGUCGCAUUCAUUGCUGGCAUGCCAAAGUCGCAAAAGCCCAUUGCCCUGAAGGCAGUUUUGGGCACCCUGAAAUCCUGUUUCACGUUCUGCCCGCCGGUGUCGUUUGUUACUAACGAGAGGUUCGAGGCUGUGGUUGAGCCGUUGGUGGAUCAGUUGGAGAACCGGAAUCUGAAUGAAGAUGAAGUCCGGGAUUUCGUGAUGGCCGCCAUUGUGCAUUUCGGCGUUGCUCUGGAGCAUGCUUCCAAGGAAACGAUGCUGAAAAAGUUGUCCGAGUUGGUGAUGCUCAAGGCCAGGCACACGUCGGCUGAAAUCCGCUUGCUAGCUGUUCGUUGCCAGAAGCAGAUAGUCCUGGCACUUGGGCGGGAAGGGAUGAUCAGUCUGUUGGUCGAAUUGCUUCCGAGCGUUGCGGAGUUGAUGGAAGAUGCUGACGAGGAGAUAGAGAAAGAAGCACAUGCACUACUGAUCACCAUGGAGGAUGUGACAGGAGAGAAACUUCAAAAAUACAUGUGAUGCUGUAGGGCUGUUGGAAAAGUGAGAAAUGAGGGAUUGACAGAAAUACAUAAAUCCCUUCUGAUCAUGAUGAAAA
Notodromas monacha is the source of this 1201-nucleotide messenger RNA. The record is from the annotation of a GenBank genome assembly. Lineage: Eukaryota; Metazoa; Arthropoda; Ostracoda; Podocopida; Cyprididae.